Sclerotinia sclerotiorum 1980 UF-70 is the source of this 444-nucleotide messenger RNA. RefSeq lists its product as hypothetical. Lineage: Eukaryota; Fungi; Ascomycota; Leotiomycetes; Helotiales; Sclerotiniaceae. The coding region runs from base 1 to 444 and encodes 147 amino acids. The transcript is spliced from 4 exons. The record is from RefSeq and is a predicted model, not a curated record.
AUGCAAACUACUUCAAAAGAAGCUCGAAUCAAUUUAGCUAUUGAGGCUAUUCGCGAAUACCACCUCUCAAAUUGGUAUACCGAAGGCGAUUUACUGUACGAUUGGCUUAUUAAACCUACUACCAAUGGAUGGACAGAUAAUGAGACAGGUCUUGAAUGGAUUAAGCACUUCAACAAAUAUACUGAAACUGCUAAGGUUCAUAAUCUCCGCAAAGCAAAUGAAGCACUUAGUAAACACCGAAGAGCUAGAAAAGCUUUAAUACGAAAAGGAGGAGCACUUUCAGUAGAAGAUGAGCAUAAUAUAUUAGAACAAGAGAAUGUAGAAGAUCAGAUACGAUGCGACGAAUUUACAAAUGGUGAUUCUUCAGCAAAGAGGCAAGCUAUUAUACGACGAUGUAGCAAAUGUGGUAGUGCUUCACAUAAUGCACGAACUUUAUUGUUGUAA